CUGGUCAGAUUAUCGCAGUUCAGAAUGGAGAAUCCACAGAAUACGAAGAGGGGCUCUUCUCAGACACCAGCUCGGUUGAUCUAUUUCUGCGUUUUCUUGUCAAUCGUUGUUUGUCUAUCUUUUGUAUUAAGCGUGUACUCUUUCAAGCGUGUGUUGUCGCUUGAUAAAGAAUUUCACUCAAGAACUGAGUUGAAAGCUAAAGAAGAAGAACAAGUCGCCAGUUCAGAUAGAAUCGUGGCUGAAGGAAAGGAGGUGGAUAAACACGGCAGCAGGAAACAUCGCUCUCAACUCCCAGGCGAACGACAAUCCUUGAUUCCUGAAAGCAUACUUCUUUAUGGCAAUGGAAAAAGAUAUGCACUGCAGAAAACGGAUGUCGUCACGCAAUGGACCAAGGCAAACAAAAAUGGAAACAAGAUUGCUUAUCGUUCCAGUGUAGGCCGCGUCGAGGUGAUGAGAGAUGGGCUGUACUUUAUUUACAGCCAAAUGUGCUUUUCUGGAAACAGAAAUCAGGACACGGCUGGCCAUCGCAUUUUUAUCAACCACGAAGAAAAGAUGACAACCGUGAUUGGCCGACAAGACACAACAGUGGCCUGUCGCUAUCAUGGCGGCGCCUUUUAUCUGCGUGCGCACGACACAAUCGCUGUGAAGCCAACAGCGGCUGGUCAAUACUACAUGUCAGCGAAGGGCUCGUUUUUGGGAGUCUUCCUCAUCUAGAGUACCGCGAAAAUCAUCUAGUCUCUUUUCUCUAAUUAGAGUUUAUGUUUGCCUUGAUUUUAGCGUGUGUUAAAAUAUUAAGCACGACUAGCAUGUAAGGUGUUAUAUAUGUAGUUCUUAAUUGCGGUCACUUCUUUCCCAAAGCUGUUAAACACCAUGUUAUCAUUAGCAACU
Molecule: messenger RNA, 888 nt
Organism: Pocillopora verrucosa
Lineage: Eukaryota; Metazoa; Cnidaria; Anthozoa; Scleractinia; Pocilloporidae
Biological process (GO): immune response
Cellular component (GO): membrane
Molecular function (GO): tumor necrosis factor receptor binding
Source: RefSeq, a predicted model, not a curated record